AUGUACUUGAGGAGUAUACAGUGCGCAGAUCGGAGAUGGGCUUUGAUGUUGCAACCAUCAAAAUACUUAUUUAGGCCGAAAUUCUCUGAUCAUCUUUGCUUUAAGUCUUUAUCACCUAAGACCAUCGUGAGAGAAUAUUCUUCACGUGGUAUUAUCAAAAGGGAUCUCUUAGGUUUAGAUUCACGUAGUCAUCUUUCAUCUAGAUAUAGGAGUACUCAGAUACAAGCUUUUAGUUCUGAAGGCGAUGGAAGUAGUGCAAGUGAGAAUAAACAAGUACAUGUUAACGGUGGAGGUGAUUUGGAUAAGGGGAAGAAUCAGUUAGGUAAGUCUGGUGGAGACGUUAAACGCAGCUAUACUCAUGCACAGCUUGGAGAACAGGAUCAGGAGGAAUGGCUUCAUAAUGAGAAGCUUGCUGUAGAAAGUAAAAGGAGAGAAUCACCAUUUUUGACAAGAAGGGAUAAGUUUAAAAAUGAGUUUCUGAGAAGAAUUACUCCAUGGGAAAAUAUAAACGUUUCGUGGGACACAUUUCCUUAUCACAUAAAUGAGCGUACGAAAAAUCUUCUUACGGAAUGUGCUGCUUCCCGUUUGAGACAUAAUAAGCUUGCUUCGUCUUUUGGCACCCGCCUUGCAUCUUCAAGUGGAAGAAUAUUGCUUCAAAGCAUUCCAGGCACUGAGCUAUAUCUGGAAAGAUUAGUUAGAGCUCUUGCACAAGAUUUACAAGUACCGUUGUUGGUGUUUGACAGCAGCAUCCUUGCUCCUUAUGAUAUUAUUGAUGAUGAUCAAUCGUCAGACCAUGAGUCUAAUGAUGAUAAUGCAGAAUCUGGGGAUGAGGGUGGUCUAGAAUCUGAUAAUGAGGAUGAUAAUGAUGCUAGUAAUGAAGAAGAGUGGACUAGCAGUGCUGAAGCGAAGUCAGAUUUAAGCGAUAAUGAAGAUGCACUAGCAUCUGCUGAAGCAGCCCUUAAGAAAGUUAAAGCCGCCGUUCAGAAACUUAUCCCUUACAAUGUUGAUGAAUUUGAGAAGAUUGUGACCGGAGAUGAGAGACCCGAGUCAUCGAAUUCUGAUGAUGCCAAGUCAACGGAUAAAUCUGGAUCUCAGCUAAGAAAAGGUGACCGCGUGAAGUACAUCGGCCCUUCUAUUAAAUUUACAAAUGAUGAUAGGAUCAAACUGGGGAAGAUACCAACAUCCGAUGGUCCAACUAAUGCUUAUACUAUUUUACCUGAAAGGGUUUCAACUUUAAAUAAUGGUCAAAGAGGAGAGGUAUACGAUGUUAAUGGAGAUCAAGCUGCGGUUAUCUUGGAUGAUAAUGUAGAGAAGGCCAAUGCGAAUGAGGUCGAGAACCCUAACAAUGAUCGUCCAAACGCAUCAGUUUAUUGGAUAAAUGUCAAGGACAUUGAGAAUGAUCUUGAUGCUCAACAACAGGAUUGCUACAUAGCUGUGGAGGCUUUAUGUGAGGUUUUGAAUGCCAAACAACCUCUUAUAGUAUAUUUUCCGGAUAGUUCACAGUGGUUGCAUAAAUCACUUCCUAAGUCAAGCCAAAAUGAGUUUUUUCAAAAGGUUGAAGAGAUGUUUGACCGGUUAUCUGGCCCUGUAGUAUUGAUUUGCGGGCAUAACAAAGUUCACUCUGGAACAAAGGAGAAAAAAAAAUUUACGAUGAUAAUUCGACGUGUUUCUGACCUGCCUCUUUCUUUGAAUCACCUGGGUGAUGGAUUUAAAGGGGGAAAGACAUCAGAAGAGGAUGAUGACAUUAACAAGCUUUUCUCUAAUGUUUUGAGUUUUCAUCCACCUAAGGAGGAGAAUCUACAGGUAGUAUUCAAAAAACAACUCGAGGAAGACAGGAAAAUUGUGAUUUCACGUAGUAAUUUGAAUGAACUACGAAAGGUUCUUGAAGAAAACCAGCUAUCAUGCGCUGACCUCUUGCAAGUGAAUACUGAUGACAUCAUUUUAACAAAGCAAAAAGCUGAAAAAGUGGUAGGCUGGGCAAAAAACCAUUACUUGUCGUCAUGCCUGCUUCCUUCUGUUAAAGGAGAAAGAUUGUGCAUACCUUGUGAAAGUCUUGAAAUUGCAAUCUCAAGGAUGAAAGGCAUGGAAACUAUGUUACGAAAACCUUCUCAGAACCUCAAGAGCCUUGCGAAAGAUGCGUAUGAGAGCAAUUUUGUUUCAUCUGUUGUACCUCCUGGUGAAAUUGGGGUGAAGUUUGAUGACAUCGGUGCUCUUGAAGAUGUUAAGAAGGCACUUCAGGAACUUGUUAUUCUUCCAAUGAGAAGGCCCGAGCUUUUCACUCGUGGAAACCUGUUGCGGCCCUGCAAAGGAAUAUUGCUUUUUGGUCCUCCUGGAACUGGGAAAACUCUUCUGGCCAAGGCACUUGCAACAGAAGCCGGUGCAAAUUUUAUCAGCAUAACUGGUUCGACCCUUACCUCAAAGUGGUUUGGAGAUUCUGAGAAACUAAGCAAAGCACUUUUCUCAUUUGCCAGCAGGCUUGCACCUGUCAUUAUAUUUGUUGAUGAGGUUGACAGUUUGCUUGGUGCUCGAGGUGGUGCUUCUGAGCAUGAGGCCACUAGAAGAAUGAGGAAUGAAUUCAUGGCAGCAUGGGAUGGAUUAAGGUCCAAAGAGAAUCAAAGAAUCCUCAUUCUUGGUGCAACAAAUCGGCCAUUUGACCUUGAUGAUGCUGUUAUCCGUCGUUUACCAAGAAGGAUCUAUGUUGAUUUACCCGAUGCUGAAAAUCGAAAGAAGAUUCUAAGAAUAUUUCUUGCAAAAGAAAAUCUGUACUCCGAUUUUCAGUACGACGAACUUGCUAACUUGACCGAAGGAUACUCUGGCAGUGAUUUGAAGAACCUCUGUGUUGCUGCAGCAUAUAGACCUGUUCAAGAGCUUUUAGAAGAAGAAAGGAAGAGAGACAAUGAUACUAAGAAUUCAGUAUUAAGGCCUCUUAAAUUGGAAGAUUUUGUGCAUGCAAAAUCCAAGGUUGGUCCAUCUGUUGCGUACGACGCAACAAGCAUGAACGAGUUGAGAAAGUGGAACGAAAUGUACGGUGAAGGCGGUAGUAGAACAAAAUCACCAUUUGGAUUUGGGAGCUGA
Lathyrus sativus (Indian pea) is the source of this 3075-nucleotide messenger RNA. NCBI's taxonomy places the organism in Eukaryota, Viridiplantae, Streptophyta, Magnoliopsida, Fabales, Fabaceae. The record is from the annotation of a GenBank genome assembly.